CCGCCACGGAGGAAGGUUGUGUGCGAUUAGGCAUUCGUCUUUAUGUACGAGCGAGAGCUUGAUUCUCAAUAUGAAGUACGAGUAUCAAAUGAAUGUAGCUGAUGAACGGUGAAAACCCGUAUUGAAAUUCGAUUUUUUGCGAUGCUCUUCAUAGGAUGAGUGGCGUAUCCGGUAUACCGUAUCUUCCUCCACCGCCCCUGUUCUGCAACACGCCACAGAUCGCUCCUAAGAACCCUAACGUCAAUAAAGAAAACGCGACCUCCACAAAUGCAGAUUUGAAGUUGUCAAUGUUUUCGUCAAUAAAAUCUGGAAAAGAAAUAGUUUAUUCUAAUUCAAACGAGCUUUUAUCAUUGGGCGAAUGUUGUGAGGUAGAAACGAAUGCUUGCUCUGCAACUUUUAGGUCGAAAAAGCAGUCCAUUUUUAACAAAGCGAACGAGAAGACCCAGGCCUUAAACAUGAACAAAACAGCAACCCAGUCGGCUUUUUCACCGGCAACAGAGAAGCCUUUGAAAUCACCGUCGCCUUCGUCUUCGGACUGCUGCUCUAGUGACAGUGAGAGAUCACUUCAAGACAGUGGGAUAUUCACUCCAGAAACCUUUGGUGUAUCUCCCGAACCGUCCACUGCUGCUUUUUCUGCAACCGAUGAAGCGAAGGCAAACGUUACCACCACAAGAGGUAGAAAGAAUGUCAACGAUACCAAUAACCAUACCAUGACCAAAGUUUCCCACUCAGGCGUCAUGACCAUCACGAUUCAGUCGGGCAACUAUGAAUCGAAAGUGCGAACAGAAUCGACAACAAUGUUGAUGGACAAUUUCGGAAGUGAGAAACAAUCCGGAAGUAGCGAUACUAUUGCAACGAAAACGUAUGGCCCUGCUACAUGUCCCAAUUUGAAAACUGUAACAGGUUCGAGUUCCGUCAAGCCAUUAAUGGCCAAGGCCAAACGAGAACCUCCUUCCUCGGAGCCUGCAUCAUCUAGCGGACCAAUGACGCCUUCAACUACUUCCCCUUCGUCUUCAAUUGCUUAUUCUUCUUCACCUAUUUAUACUUCUUCGACUUCCCUUGCUUCUUCUUCGACUUCGAUUGCUGGCUCUUCUUCGACUUCGAUUGCUGCCUCUUCUUCGACUUCGAUUGCUGCCUCUUCUUCGACUUCGAUUGCUGCUUCUUCGAUUUCGAGUGCUUCUUCGACUUCGAUUGCUGCUUCUUCAAUUUCGAGCGCUUCUUCGACUUCGAUUGCUGCUUCUUCAAUUUCGAGCGCUUCUUCGAAUGCUUCUUCUUCGACUUCGAUUGCUUCUUCGUCGUCCAACGCUGCAGUCAAAGAUGGGGGAAGAAACGAGUUGCCCUCAUCCGACCGGUAUCGGGUUGUCAGUAAACCCAGGAUCAAUCAAGAUGAUAGGAACUGCUCGUCGAAUCAACGAGACUUCUCGGCUCAACCGAAAGUCCGGUCUAACGAACCUCAUCCCGCGACUCGCAUUGGCGACGAGUUCUUAUCACGAUCUUCAAUUAACGAUCUUCACAACAACAAUCACGUUAUUCACUCUGCUGACGAUCCUCGUGUUAACGAAGUCUUUAAAUCCGCUUACUGUCACGAUCAAGAGUUCAGCUUGGAAGGCGGUGGUCGGCCGCUGCGUUCAACUUACUCCAUUCAUGAACUCGGAGAAAAGCUUGGUCCGUCGGACAACCAAUCACAAUUUCAAUACGAUCAGGCUUGUGAAGACGAUUUCAACUACGGUCUAGGCUAUGUUCCUCAUGACACGUAUAUUGGAUGCCACAGCGAUGAAUCGGAUGACUUAUUCGAUGAGGUUCGCAACGACGCAGCAACGGACAUUGCCAAUGCAUGUCAAAUUGAAAAGCCGGUCGGCGUCGUCACUGGUGUUCCCAACGGUCUCAUUCUCGACGGGAUUCCUGAUAAAAUGUCACCUGACGGAGUAGCUUUCUUGGACCCGGGAGCGCGUCCUGUUAGCCACCCAGCAACAGACCCUCCUGCGUGCAGCCUCUGCGUCAGGAAAGGUUCCCUGCUUUUCAACAUCCAAUGCGACACCUGCUGGACCGCCCUGAAGCGAGGGGCUCUUCCUGCUGCCCAGAUUUUUGCCGUGCUUCGGCAGUGGGACGCAAGAGUUCAGCGUAACAUUGGACCUCUCGUGGCGCUGGCAGUGAAGGGUGGGAGCGGCAUCAACGACCGGGACGCAGCGACGGACAUGACGCUACUGCACUACGCUGUCAAGGCGGGGGCGGGGGGCGUGGGGGACCCUGCUGUUGCUGUACAGGUGGUGGAGGAACUGCUGAAGGGGGGCGCCGACCCCCACAUGCGCUGCAAGUGGACGCACAUGACGGCGCUCCACUACGCCGCCUUCUUCGACGUGCCCCUCGUCAUCGACCUCCUCAUGGAGGACCCUGAGGGGGUGAGCGUGGACGCCCCGUGCCCCGGGUACGCUGGAGGCUCGCCACUGCACAUCGCGGCGGCCAACCUCUGCGUGGGGGCCGUGGAGGCGCUGUUGCGGCACCGCGCCAACUUGAUCAACAUCCUCCCAGAAUGCAUCCCAGACGCCGCCCAGUACGCCCAGGUCCCGGACGUCCAGCUGCUGAUCAGGAACCUGCAGCGUCUGCUGGACCCCACCACGGCCCCCCUCCUGGACCACUUCGGCACAGGGGGUCAGCAUAGCCCCCCUCCUGCUGGGGGAGGAGGGAGGGCCGUGCUGCUAGCCAUGGGACUCAAGAUCGGAGACCGCGUCCUGGCCAACGGCGUCCACACCGGCGUCCUCAGAUACGCGGGGAUGACGGAGUUCUCGACGGGGCUGUGGGCGGGGGUGGAGCUCGAGUCCCCCGAGGGGCGCCACAACGGCUGCGUCAGGGGCGUCGUCUACUUCCGCUGCGCCGCGAGCUACGGUUUGUUCGUGCCGUUGGUUCAUCUCACUAAAAUCCCAAACGUGUCUCGAGGACGAGGCAAAUCGAGACGAAGGGCACCGCCUCGAGGAAGAUCUGUGGCUCCGUCUCGUCUCAGAGAUGGAGCCACCAGAGAAUCAAUGUCUCGAGGGGGUGAAUGUCUCUGGGGUUCCAAGUCCCCCCCUCGCCGGUCCCUGUCCCUGCCCCCCGCCCGCGUGAAAAUGGGCAAAGUUGAUGUGUCGGGAAUUGGAUCCAGAGUAGCGCAAGACAUUAGUGACGACACCCGCAAGAUCUGUGUGGGUGAACGAGUAUUGGUGGACUUGCGAGUGACGCCAGACCAGCCAAGCAUUGCAUCAGUGACGUCACUCUUCAGCAACUCUAGACGCCCCAGACGAACGUCACACUCAGGGUCGUUCGUGGAACUUCAUCGCCUGGAGUCCGUAGCGCUACACAACUCCAACUCUAAACCCAAAAACCUGCACCACUCCAGCAACAGGUCUCUUCACCAGGCCCCUGGAGCCGCUGUGGGAGGCGACCAGAGCUUGCAGAUGUGCCGCUGGAUCGCACUUGGAGUCGUGCGGUUUGUCGGGAACGUGGCGUUCGCGUCUGGGUACUGGAUUGGGGUGGAGCUGGACCAGGCUCUUGGUAGCACAGAUGGAACUGUUAAAUCCGUGCAAUAUUUCUCGUGUCCUCCGAGCCACGGUGUCUUCGCUGCUCCUUCUCGCGUAGCCAAGCUCAAAGAUUAUGACGACUUCGAGCCCAUGUGUUCACCUGGCUUGAUCACCCGGCGUUCACGUCUCUCUACACAAAACUUCAGCAGCGACAGCGAUCUCAGGAUCACCCGGCGACCCAAAUCCUAUUCGGUAGGAAGCGACUACGUCUUCAAGUCGGAAAUCAGCCAGCACAGAACUCCUCCCAUCCGUGCCGAGACAGGACGUUCCAGGCAGAAUUACAGGGAACUGACGGACAUGAACGAUUCUUCUAAUAAUGAGCGGAAUAAUAUUUCCCACCGUGCAUCAUCUAAUGGGAAAGAAAACAUAUCAUCAGCCCGGCAGACUAGAGGCCAAAAAAACAGUAACGAUUUAAGACUUCUGAAGAGCCGGCAGGAUACUUCCUGCACCCGUACAUCUCGCGGUGAGAAGAGGAAAAUUGAAGCUCAGUCCGGCUCCGCGUUAGAGCCUGAGAAAGUGAAUGAGAAGAAGAGCCUUCUUUACAGCUCAUGGCUGCAGUGCAUGAGUGAAGCCAGCGAUGGCCGUGCCCGGGUUGCCUUGCCCAUCUUACUGCCUGACCUGAGCAGUGGCAGCGCUCUGUACCCACCCAACACUUCCAUGAGUCACCUCAACAAAUCGUUCUCAGCCAGGUACGUCUCAUCACGCCUGCGUCAGGAGGAGCUACAACGGCGCCAGGAAGAACAAGCGCUGGAGCCGCAGUGGCAUGAGAACUUCGAGUGCGAGCCCUCGAUGCGCUACAACCCUCACUACUAUGGCAGAGGGAGCGACGACUCCGAGCAGUGGGUCGAGGUCGGCUGCAAUGUCUUCUACAAGGGCUGUGUCGGCACGGUGAAGUACAUGGGCAACGUGGAUUUCGAGCUGGGCACGUGGCUGGGCAUAGAGCUGCGUAAACCGCAGGGCAAGCACGACGGCAUCGUCCUGGGACGAAGAUACUUCAAAUGUCGUCCCAUGUGCGGCAUCAUGGUCAGGCCUUCUGCUGUCACUGUCAGGGGCAUCAAUGGUGCCUGCGCCGUCAGGCCUGACAGUGACGAGGGCGAUGACGAGUGGAUGUAGCAGCUACGAGACGUGGAUGUAGCAGCUGCGAGACGUGGAUAUAGCAGCUACGAGACGUGAAUGUAGCAGCUACGAGACGUGAUUGUAGCAGCUACAAGGCGUGAAUGUAACAGCUACGAGACGUGAAUGUAGCAGCUACGAGACGUGUACGUAGCAGCUACGAGACGUGAAUGUAGCAGCUGCGAGACGUGAAUGUAGCAGCUACGAGACGUGGACGUAGCAGCUGCG
This is a messenger RNA of Hyalella azteca, 4892 nucleotides long. RefSeq lists its product as uncharacterized. The record is from RefSeq and is a predicted model, not a curated record. The coding region runs from base 156 to 4664 and encodes 1502 amino acids. NCBI's taxonomy places the organism in Eukaryota, Metazoa, Arthropoda, Malacostraca, Amphipoda, Hyalellidae. Gene Ontology annotation, cellular component: nucleus; microtubule plus-end; cytoplasm. Gene Ontology annotation, biological process: cytoplasmic microtubule organization. Gene Ontology annotation, molecular function: microtubule plus-end binding. The transcript has 14 exons.